Messenger RNA from Loxodonta africana (African savanna elephant), 1053 nucleotides. Its product is annotated as laforin-like. The record is from RefSeq and is a predicted model, not a curated record. Bases 1 to 1053 code for a protein of 350 amino acids. The transcript has 3 exons. Lineage: Eukaryota; Metazoa; Chordata; Mammalia; Proboscidea; Elephantidae.
AUGGCGGCGGCGGGGGCCGCCUCGCCCCGGUCCCCGGGGCCUCCCGCUCCGGGCACCGCCGCCGCCGCCGCCGCCGCCGCGUAUCGCUUGAUCUCCGGAAUAUUGGCGCUCGACAACAAAACAAUCCCCGCCGCCGCCGCCGCUGCCGCUGCCAGCGGGAACGGGAGCGGGAGCCAGCGCGCGCGCCCGCCGGGCGGGGAGGGGGCGCGGGGCGCGCGCGACCCAGGGUCCUGGCUCGCGGAGGUGGCGUGCGCGGCCCCAGGUGCGGGGCCCGAGCCCAGCUGGGGGCGGGGGGGGGGGGACGGGGGGGCGGGGGCGGGCGCGCGCCCGGAGGGGCAGUGUCCGCAGGACGUGGAGGGCACGCGCCCGCCCGCACUGCCCAGUCUGCGCAGGGCUGCUGUCCAGGGGCAAACGGCUCUGGGGGGCUACAUGAGAUCCUCCCAGGGCGUCCCAAUCCGCAGUGUCCUGCACAAGAUCUGGAUCCAGUCGCGGCUGCUUCGCAGACACAGGACUCUCACUUUGGUCUAUGGCACGUCUCCUGCCACCCCAGAUCACUUCUAUCUUCUCUGUCUCUUCCUGGGACACAGAACCCUAGGGUCGCCUCAGACGCAGCAUCCUUCUGACUGUCCCUCCUAUUUCUUCGUCCAGCACUACACAAUCAGUGGCCCUUCCCUCCCGGUGCAGUUGGGAAGUAUCACGAGGGAUGGUCUCAUGACAAGCACCUCUGGCCAGCAAGUCAUCAGUCACCUCAGAAGAGACCAAGGUCUUGCUUUCUCAGUCGCUGCCUCCCCGGGACUUCUAGUCCCACCAGCCACGUCGCCCCGCCGCCCUCGCGGACCGGCUGGGCCCCCUCCUGGGGUUAGUUCAGGGGAGUGGAGCUGCUCCCCAUGCUUGCGCCAUGACAGCGCCCAGUCAAAAGUCUGGUGGCAAGAUUCCCCGGCUGGGACGCUGCAUUCCCAGCUCCAAGACCAGUCACUGCCUCCUGGGGACUUCUCCCACUGGCUGCAUCCCCACGCCGCCGGCACGGACGGGCUGGGCCCCCUCCCAGGGUGA